Eublepharis macularius is the source of this 4589-nucleotide messenger RNA. RefSeq names its product prolactin receptor (gene PRLR). Gene Ontology annotation, biological process: cytokine-mediated signaling pathway. The coding region runs from base 324 to 2783 and encodes 819 amino acids. Gene Ontology annotation, cellular component: external side of plasma membrane; signaling receptor complex; membrane. Gene Ontology annotation, molecular function: cytokine receptor activity; cytokine binding. The transcript is spliced from 14 exons. NCBI's taxonomy places the organism in Eukaryota, Metazoa, Chordata, Lepidosauria, Squamata, Eublepharidae. The record is from RefSeq and is a predicted model, not a curated record.
ACGUCUGAGACUCCGAGCUCCAUAAAGUACGGGUUUCCCUUUCUGCUUCUGGCUGUGUUCAUUUCCCCCGGGGACUCAUUUCCCCUCUGGAUUUACUGAAUUAAUUGGAAACUGCCUUACCGACUCUGGGUUUUCAUUUCCUUGACCAGGAAGCUCGCCUGAGCCGACAUGGAUCCAGCCAGACUUCUUCACUUCAGAAAAGCGGCUAUAUGAUUGGCAAGUCUCCGUGAAAAGGAAGAACAUGAUCUUGUACAUGAAUCCUUGAACCUUUGAGCUUUGGUUCCUUACUGGAGGUGGUGGGCAAGGAGCGGAAGGAGAGCGACAUGAAGUCAGAUGUGUUGCCCUCAGUAUUUAUUCUGCUGCUUUCUCUAAACACCUGGUUGAUUAAUGGUAAAUCGCCUCCUGGAAAGCCCAUGAUAAUAAACUGCCAGUCUUCAGGAAAUGAAACUUUUACUUGCUGGUGGAAGCCGGGCUCAGAUGGGGGUCUUCCUACAAGUUACACCCUACUGUACAAGACAGCCAGAGAAGAACACCCUUAUGAAUGUCCUGACUACAUAUCUGCUGGCCCAAAUUCCUGUUAUUUUGAUAAAAAGCCACUCAGUCUUUCAACAUCGUAUAAUAUCACAGUAAAGGCUACCAAUGACCUGGGAAGUAAUGUCUCUGAUCCUCAUUAUAUAGAUGCAGCAUCUGUAGGCAAGCCAGACUCUCCCACGGAUCUGUCUCUGGAAGUCAAGCAGUUGAAUGGGAUAACGUGUGUGUGGGCAAAAUGGUUGCCACCUCCAUUAGUCACCGGUGCAAUGAGCUUGCAAAAACGGAAUUAUGAAUUGCGGCUAAAGUCCGCAGGAGAAAAAGAAUGGGAGAUUCAUUUUGUUGGAGAACAAACACAAUAUAAAAUCUUUCAGUUACACCCGGGAGCGAAAUACACUGUUCAGGUUCGCUGUAUAACAAGCUAUGGUGAAAAGAGCGAAUGGAGCCCUGAGGCCUAUAUCCAGCUCCCCAAUGGCCAACCUCCUGGGAAGCCAGAGAUAAUAAGAUGUCGUUCUCCUGAAAAAGAAACCUUUACUUGCUGGUGGAAGCCAAGUUCUGAUGGAGGUCUCCCCACUAAUUACACUCUGUUUUAUAAAAAAGAAAGAGAGAAAUCCUACAAUGAAUGCCCAGAUUACAAAUCAGGAGGACCCAAUUCCUGUUAUUUUGAUCAGAAGCAUACUUCAAUUUGGACAAUAUAUAAUGUGACUGUAAAGGCAACAAAUGACCUGGGCAGCAACACCUCCGCACCUUACUAUGUGGAUGUGGCUUAUAUAGUUGAGCCGGACCCUCCAGUAAACCUGACUCUGGAAUGGGUGGAUCAGGCCUAUGCAAAAUAUCUCUUGCUGAACUGGGCUUCACCGCCACUGGCAGAUGUCAGAUCUGGUUGGCUGACACUCGAGUACGAGCUGCGCAUAAAGCCAGAAGAAGGACAGGAGUGGGAAAUUAUAUUUGUUGGGCUGGGAACCAAAUAUCAGUUGUUUAGUUUAAAUUCAGGCGUAAAGUACGUAGUGCAAGUUCGCUGCCGAACAGACAAUGGAGAAUGGAGCCAGUGGAGUUCUGAAAGUUACAUUCAACUCCCCAAAGAAUUCAGGCUGAAGGACAUAAUUGUUUGGAUCUUUGUGGCCUUUUUAUCAUUUAUUAUAUGUUUGAUCAUGAUCUGGACAAUGGCCUUGAAAGGAUUUAGCAUGGUUGCCUGUAUCUUGCCACCAGUUCCAGGACCAAAGAUACCCGGUUUUGACAUCCAUCUCUUAAAGGCAGGGAGAAUGGACGAAGUCAUAAGCACACUCGGUUGCCCGGUUUUCCCUCUGACGUCAGCCUCUGGUGACGAGUUGGAAAAAUGGCUGGUGAUAGACAAUGAAGACCAGCAACUGAUGCCAGAUCAUGAGAAGAGUCAUCCCAAUAAAAAUGCAAAGUUGGUACACCAAGAAACAGACAAUGACUCGGGGAGAGGAAGCUGCGAAAGCCCGUCCCUGUUGUUGGAGAAGUGCAAGGAAGCUGGAAAUCCACUCGUGGAACUGACAACAUCCAAUACCAAUGAACAGAAAGGAGGUGUCGCUAAGAAGUGCAUUGGGGAAGCUCUGAGCAUGGAUCUUGAAGGGCAGUUCCCCAUUUUGAGCAGUGGUGGUCCCAAGUCAUCCACAUGGCCUGGAUCUCAGCUAGCUAAUAGCCAGUUUCCCAAAUGUUCCUAUCAUGACAUUGCGGAUGCAUGCAAAAUAGCCAGUGUCAGGUCGCCCAUUUGGAUGGGGAACAUAGUACAAUGUCAUUCAAAAUGUCCUAAAACCAUCAGUGAAGGAAAAAACACCAAGUUGCAGGAGGCAGAAAAAUUACCUUUAAAUGUUCUGUGCGACCAAAGGCCAUUGUGGCCCCUUCCGACAGAGAGCUUGCCUUUUUUGCCUACAAAGGCAAUGGAUUAUGUGGAAGUCCACAAAGUCAAUCAUGAUGGAGCUUUGGCUGUACUACCAAAACAGAAAAAAAAUCCUGACAAAACUGAAAUGUGUCCAGUCCCUAAAGAACCCAAGGAAUACACCAGGGUCUCCACAGUUGUUGCCAACCAUAUUCUAGUCUUAAUGCCUGAUUCCAAAGUGGAGGCCUUGCCUUCUUUUCAGGAACCACCGAAGGAACCCAACCGGAGCUGUCAGUCACAUUUAGCAGAGGAAAAUAUGAGCUAUUGUCUCCCGGCUCCCCAUGCUUGCAAAAUGCAGACUGGUGGGUUAGACUACAUGGAUCCAAACAAUUUUAUGUGCUCCUUUAAUUAAUUGGAAGGUGGAGUAGCCUUCUUCAGGUAACAACACUACAAAUAAAAUACUCUUGUUGACACACAAUUGCUCAGAUAUCUGAAUUUAGCUCAGUUGUAGCUCUCACACCUUGUAUGCUUUAUAUUCAGUCAGUUAGAGCCAUGCUGAUAGCUGAUUGCAGAUCAAAUUAUUAUUAUUUUUUUAGCUGUGAUUUUGUAGAGGGUUUUUUUUUGUGGGGGAAGAGUAACUUUACAGCAAACCAAAAGCACACGGUAUAGUUUUCUAAAAGAAAAAAAAAACCUUUCUGAUAGAUUUAUUAUUAACAAGGAGUUGUACAUUGUGAACCCCAUAUAAAUUGUUGCUAGUUAGGAGGUGGGAGAUGGGUCUUAGAAAUGCCAACUCAAGGUUGAAAAAUUCCAGGAGAGUUGGGGGUGGAGCCUGGGGAGAGCAAGGUAUGGGAAUGGGAGGGUCCUUAGUAAGGUAUCGUGCCAUAGAAUCCCACCCCCCCAAACCAGCCAUUUUCUCCUGGGGAACUGAUCUCUGUCAUCAUCGGUUGUAAUUCCAGGAGAUCUCCAGGCCUAGGUGGAAGCUGGUAUUGCAACCACAUUGUAAUCAGAUUCUGGAACUAACGUGGUUUUGGCAAGUGUAUCACAAUGCAAAAGUUAAAUAUGUGAAAGUGGCCACUUCAAUGUGGACUACCAUACAUGCGCAACUAAACCAUCAUGCAGAGGGAGCUACUGGGAGCCGUAAAGCUGUGACGCAGAGGGGUAAGAUGCAGUACUGCAGCCCAAACUCUGCUCAUGAUCUGAGUUCGAGCCUGGCAGAAGGUGGGUUCAGGUAGCCAGCUCAAGGUUGACUCAGCCUUCCAUCCUUCCGAGGUCGGUAAAAUGAGUGCCCAGUUUCCUGGGGGUAAAGUGUAGAUGACUGGGGAAGGCAAUGGCAAACCACCCCGUAAAAAGUCUGCCAAAAAAACGUCGUUAUGCGACGUCCCCCCAUGGGUCAGUAAGGACUCGGUGCUUGCACAGGGGACUACCUUUACCUUUAGCAGGCAGGAACACAGACCUUCCUCCUCAGCUGAACAACAUCACAACCCCUGUAGCUCAACUUGUGACAGCUUUGCUGCACAUUGGCCAGGCAUGAACUACACAUCUCUGUUGCUGCUUCAAUCAAAUUAGCCAAAUAGAAUGUGCAAGAAACACUUGUCAGGAAAACACAGUGGCGAUGGAUUGCAUGAGUUCACCACUUCUUUGACAUGCCUCUGGUGGAAAAUGGCAAAUUUCUUUCCUGGUCUGCAGUGUAUUUUUAAAAACACUUUAAAAGCUAGUACAGCUUUUUUUUCUAUUAUAUUUUUUGGGGAGGGGGAAGAUUUCAUCAAAAAAGCCUAGUUUUAUGGAUGUUGAAAGAUUUGAGAUAUAUAUAGAUAUAGAUAUAUAAAGAUUAAUAUAUUGAGAGUAUUCCUUACCAGGAAGUAAAUCUUCUAUAUAUGUUUUCCUGUUUUCAUUACAGUGUGAUAAAUUUUUGCAUAUUCAUUUUGCUGUAUGGGUUCCUUCAACUACAAAUUUCAAACGAGUCUCAUUGGUAUCAGUGGGAUUGCUUAGAAGUAGGGUUGCCAGGCCCCCUCGAUCUCCCAGCGGGAGAUUGAGACCUGGCUCUUACCUGGAGGGGGGGGAGUGCACACGCUCCUGCAAGCGUGAUGACAUCACUGCUGGGAAGUGACGUCACCACACAGCCUGUUGGGGCAUGGAUCGGGCCCAUUGUGGGCCCCUGUGGAGCACAGGAGCGUUCCUGCGCUCCGCAGGGGCCCACAACGGGCCCAAUCCGUGCCCA